Molecule: messenger RNA, 1175 nt
Organism: Achroia grisella
Lineage: Eukaryota; Metazoa; Arthropoda; Insecta; Lepidoptera; Pyralidae
Exons: 7
Coding region: 274-1116 (280 amino acids)
Biological process (GO): L-proline biosynthetic process
Molecular function (GO): pyrroline-5-carboxylate reductase activity
Source: RefSeq, a predicted model, not a curated record
UUGAUAAACACGUUUCCAACUACAUAUAUAGUUUAUAAUAAUAAACAAAUUAAUGCAUACUGCAUACUAUAGGGCCAGUACAAAUACCUUGAUAGUGAGAACAAAGAAAUAGUGUUAUUUAUAGUGAUUUUAUUUAAUGUUUAUAUACAUCAUUGUUGUGUUCACUUUCGUUAAAUUUACUAAAAUCAAAUAUUUAUAAUAAUUAUUACGUUACGUUAAUUUAAUAUUUAUUAAGUUCAUCAACAUCUAUAAUAGUAAUUGCAAAAUAUAAAAAUGUUAAAAGCGUCACUAAGUGAAGCCAUGAAGAUCGGAUUCAUCGGGGGCGGCAAAUUGGCCUUCGCCUUAGCGAAGGGAUUCAUAUCUGCUGGAUUGGCGAAACCCGAUGAGAUCACAGCCAGCUGUCAUCCAGCUGAUGUGGCAAGCGCUGAAGCAUUUAAGGGUUUAGGAGCAACAGCGUUGUUUGAAAACAAAACUGUUGUGGAAAGGUCAGAAGUGGUAAUCGUAUCAGUUAAGCCAGACAUCGUUGGACCAGCACUCCAAGAAGUAAAGGAUCUAACAGCAUCUAAGAACAAACUCUUCAUAUCUGUAGCUAUGGGUGUAUCAACUGCUACUAUUGAAAAAGCUCUCCCAACCGAAGCUCGAGUUAUCCGAGUUAUGCCAAACACGCCAGCUCUAGUAAAGGAAGGGGCAGCCGCUCUAAGUAGAGGCUCAAGAGCUACUGCAGAUGACGCCAAGUUGGCGGCAGAGUUGUUCAGGGCUGUGGGUACUUGCGACGAAGUACCUGAGUACCAAAUGGAUGCUGUCACUGCUCUGAGUGGCAGUGGACCUGCUUAUAUUUACAUGCUAAUAGAAUCUCUAGCUGACGGCGGCGUUAGGUGCGGGUUACCUCGUGACCUAGCACUACGGCUGGCAGCACAGACCACCCUCGGGGCAGCCUCCAUGCUAAAGACUGGCGCACACCCGGCAGUAUUGAAGGACAACGUCACCAGCCCUGCUGGGUCUACUGCGGAAGGAACAUACCAUUUGGAACAGAAUGGUUUUCGUUCAGCCGUUAUCGGGGCAGUGAAGGCGGCUGCGGACAGAUGCAAAGUGGUUAAUCAACAAUUAAAUAAAUAAGAGUAAAUGAUUGUACAUAUUAAUAGGAUAAAUUUUAUAGUUAAUAAUUAUGUUGUAAU